Molecule: messenger RNA, 917 nt
Organism: Meleagris gallopavo (turkey)
Lineage: Eukaryota; Metazoa; Chordata; Aves; Galliformes; Phasianidae
Gene: ANTKMT
Product: adenine nucleotide translocase lysine methyltransferase
Biological process (GO): peptidyl-lysine trimethylation; positive regulation of proton-transporting ATP synthase activity, rotational mechanism; regulation of mitochondrial ATP synthesis coupled proton transport
Cellular component (GO): mitochondrion
Molecular function (GO): protein-lysine N-methyltransferase activity
Source: RefSeq, a predicted model, not a curated record
GUGUUGUGGGGGCCGCCCCUUCCGGCAGCAAUGGACGCGGAGGCGCUGGACGAGCUGGCGGGGCAGCUGCAGGGGGAGGCCCUGGGGGGCCGUGGGCUGCUGCAGCUGGCGGCCACCACCGGCCUGGCUGCCUAUGCUGUGUGGGCUGCCGUGCUCAUGCCUGGCUUCCGCCGGGUGCCGCUGCACCUGCAGGUGCCAUACGUGCCAUCCAGCGCCCAGCAAGUGGCCAACGUGAUGGGACUGCUGCGAGGCCGCACGGGGAAGACGGCGGAUCUGGGUUGGGACGGCCGGCUCGUGAUUGAAGCUUACAAGCAAGGACUCCGGCCGGCUGUUGGCUACGAGCUCAACCCCUGGCUGCUGUGGCUUGCCAGGUACCGGGCCCGCAGGGCUGGAUACGAGGGGAAGGUUUCCUUCCUGAAGCAGGAUCUGUGGAAGGCGAAUCUUUCCGAUUGCUACAACGUGAUUGUGUUCCUGGCUCCCAGCGUGAAACCCCCCCUGGCUGCCAAACUCCUGGCAGAACUCCCUGAUGAGGCACGUGUGGUGGCUGGGCGCUUCCCCUUCCCUUCCUGGACCCCAAGCAGCACCAUUGGGCAGGGGCUGGAACAAGCCUGGGCCUAUGACAUGAAGGAGGUUCGGCGUGUGGCACGGAGCUGCACAGAGGGAUGUGCACACUGACAGCAGCUCCUCCAGCCUGGUACAAAGGGUCAGCAAUGUGGCAUUGUCAGCAGCUCUCCCAUCGGUGCUUGAGCAGUGCUUAGCUGGGCUCUUCCCCCAGGACUUUGCCUCUGAGUGCCUUCCAAAGUGAUCAGAAAGGGAGAAGGAAAAUCAAAUUGAGUUAGCACACAAUGUAAGGGCUACACCUCCAGUGCCUCUUUUCAGUCCGUAGUUUCUGAGAAUAAAUGUUUGUACAGAUCUUU